Messenger RNA from Oryctolagus cuniculus (rabbit), 1197 nucleotides. The record is from RefSeq and is a predicted model, not a curated record. Lineage: Eukaryota; Metazoa; Chordata; Mammalia; Lagomorpha; Leporidae.
UGGCCUCACUGCCCGUCAUCUUCCACAAUGCUGUGGCAGGGCCAGCAGGGACAGGAGCCGGGGCCCUCGCCUGCAAGACCUCCUGCCCAGGCAGCUGGCCCGCCCACUCCUGCUCCCACCGGGACCCACGCUCCUCUGCAGAUUCCCAGAGCUCGGCCCUGGGUUUGGAUCUGCACACAGGACGCCUCGGCUGGCUUCUUCCCAGCGGUGUCUGCACGAGUCGGAUUCCCCGUCCUCGCCAGCAGGAUCGCACCUGGACGUGUGAGGAUGGAGCCCGCACCUGGACAGGCGCGCUGCACGGUACACAUCAAGACGGAGAUUCCAACCCCAACUAAGGAGAGCAAGCAUCCCGGGGCAGGGGCGGCUGCGGGCGCGCUUUUCCUGAACGGAGCACGGUUCGGGCAAGCAGGAGUGGGGCGAGGUCGGCGCCGGGCCCCCUGGCAGCAACGCCAGCCGUGGCCCGCGGCCGGCACCUGCGGGGUGCGGAGCCCUCCCCCUGCCCAGCAGCUCGGAGCGCCGCCUUCCUCUCCAGCUCCCCGCUGCGCCAGGCGCGCGUCUGAGGACGGGAAGCGGCCCCCGGCCCGGAUUUCCCGCGGGUGGGGCCGCCGUGACUCACCCCCGCCCCGUUUCCUUGUUUGCGUUUCUCCUCCAGGCCACGUGGCGGCCGGGAUAGCACCCCGCACCCUGCCCGGCCGCCCCCUCUCAUGCCCCCUCCCACCUGGGCGGGGCGCCUCCGCCCGCCCCCGGAGAGGGGCCCAAGCUCUGGGCUCCUGGGCCCGGAUGGCUCCGCGGCGCCGGCAGGACCUGACCCAGCUGCGCCAAGCGCCCACCCGGAGGUCCCUGAAGGUGGAAGGGGGCCGGACGGGGAGGAGCCGAGGGGCGGGCGCAGCGGACGCCCGCAGCCGCGAGCCGGGGCCGCCGGGUCCCGAGCGUCCAGCAGUCCCGGGGCUGGAGAUCCGCGGCAUUCCGGCGACGGGGACCGGAGGAGCCCGCCUGCACCCCGCGCGCGCAGGGGCGGUGCCUCCUGCUGACCCGCCCAGCGCUUGGAGGAGGUGGUUCUGCUGGGCGGUGAGGCCGCGGUCCCGCCGCUGCUGUCCAUGGCUGUCCACCUUCCUUCUCAAGUCACAGGUGGGCUGCUCAGGUGAGAGCCGCCUGCAAGUGGGCCGAGCCCGCGGCGCAGGUGGGCGGCCUCGCUGA